This is a messenger RNA of Naegleria lovaniensis, 1248 nucleotides long. RefSeq lists its product as uncharacterized. Lineage: Eukaryota; Heterolobosea; Eutetramitea; Acrasida; Naegleriidae. The coding region runs from base 1 to 1248 and encodes 415 amino acids. The transcript is spliced from 2 exons. The record is from RefSeq and is a predicted model, not a curated record.
AUGUCCACCCAAGAACAACCACACCACAAUGAUCAUGAGACACUAAAUAAUGAUCAUCAAAAUUCCUCUAAAAGUAGCCAAACGGACCUACUGAAUGAACCAACAGAACACGAAAAGAAAAACAAUCCGGACAACAAUCCCAUUACCGAUCAAACCGUCAUUCAAAAGAAAAUCAAAAAACUAACAGAAAUUCAUCAUGACUGGUAUGAUGGCAAUGAUUGCAAAUGUUGUUUCCGAUCAUCCUGCGGAAAUGAAAUCAUUACUUCUGCCAAUUUACAUGAAAGUGAUGAAACCAUGAAAAAAGUUUAUAACACAAAUAGAGGAGCAUAUUGGGAUUGGUUAGGAAUGGAUGAUAUGGGAAAGAAAUGUUUCUAUUAUAGAAACGAUCCAUUCAAUAGAGAAGAAUACUCCAAUAUUGGAUUGUUUUUUGAUGCUUUGGAAAAUAAUUUUCAAAUCAUACGAGAUGAAUUGGAUAAUUUAUUGAAAGAAGGAGAACAAGAUUUCCAGGCAUGGCCAGAGACUAUAUGUAAAACAAAAGGAAAAUGGAAGGUUUAUCCAUUGGGCUUUGCAUUUGGACGAGAUUUAACCAACGAACCUUCAAAAUGCCCAAAAUCAGUUCAAUUACUCUCCAAAUUAAACAAGGAGUACAAUGUACAUAUCACCACUGCUGGAUUUAGCUGCUUAUCCUCGUCUUGUUACAUUGCUCCUCACAAAGGUUAUUGUGGAUAUAGUAAUCAUUGUUUGAGAGUGCAUAUGGGAUUGAGAGUGCCAACCAGUAAUCAUCAUGGAUGUGCCAUUCGUGUAGGAAAUAUUAGACAUUGCUGGAAAGAGGGCGUUGUGUUUGCAUUUGAUGACUACAUUACACAUGAGGCCUAUAACUUUACAAAUGAGGAUCGUUAUAUUCUAUUGUUGGAUAUUCGUUUUAGAGAAUGUGAAAAGUUCAAGUUCUACCAGAAACAUUCACCACAAACAAGCCAUCCCAAUGAAAACGAAGAUGACAACUGUGCCACAGCCAAAAAUCAAACGUGUGUUGGCUCCUUGAUCCACAACGAAAGUACUAAGUGGACUGGAAUAGGUUCAAACACCCCGACAACCACAACCUCAACUGCAACCAGCACGGAGCAAAAAGAAGAACGAACAUUUGUCACCCUCAAAGCAUUCAUGACCAAUGACAUUGAAUGUGUCAAUGCCAACUACACCAACGAGUUGAAAGACAUGUUAAAAAACGUGGUGGAUAAACAAAAUUGA